Cordyceps militaris CM01 is the source of this 1920-nucleotide messenger RNA. RefSeq names its product C6 zinc finger domain protein. Gene Ontology annotation, molecular function: zinc ion binding; DNA-binding transcription factor activity, RNA polymerase II-specific. The transcript has 3 exons. Gene Ontology annotation, biological process: regulation of DNA-templated transcription. The record is from RefSeq and is a predicted model, not a curated record. The coding region runs from base 1 to 1920 and encodes 639 amino acids. NCBI's taxonomy places the organism in Eukaryota, Fungi, Ascomycota, Sordariomycetes, Hypocreales, Cordycipitaceae.
AUGCAGGCGCACAAGUCCCGUUUACCACAGCGCCAUCACUGUAUAAACUCGGAAGCAGGAGUCCAGCUUUGCCGGCUCCCUUCGACAGAGGCGACGACGGGCUCAGUAUGCAGCUCAUGCGACAGCACGGCGGCUGCGGCCGCAGGCGACGACCCAGCUCACCACAGCCAGGUCAACACGGCGCAGCUGAGGCCAGAAGAGGGCAGCGAGAGGAAGAAGAAAUGGGCACCGCGCGCGAGAACGGGGUGUAUCACAUGCCGAACGCGGCGUGUCAAUUGCGACGAGACUCAGCCGGCGUGUAAGAAGUGCUCUCUAUCGAACCGAGAGUGUCUUCGGGCGACGCCGCAGCACCACGCGCCGUCAUUCUCCCCCGGAGCCGGGACAGACACGGCGCAGCAGCCGUCCCUCUCCGUCAGCCCGCCGCAGAUCCCGCGCCGUCACCACGAGGUGCAGCUCUUCCACUAUUUCCGCGCCGAGGUGGCGCCGCAGCUCGCCGGCCUCUUUGACCAGGCCUUUUGGCGCGACGAGCUACUCCGGAGCACGCAGUCGCAGCCCAUCCCAUGGCACGCCUGCAACGCCAUUGCCGCAACGCACCUGCUGGACCGGACCAGCGGCGGCGGCGGCGGCUCCGGUUCCGCCCCCCCGCCGGCGCUGCUGCCGCUGCAGCCGUACUACCAGUACCAGGCGGCGCUGCAGAGCAUGCGCCGUCUCGUCGCGCUCCCGUUGGUCACGGACACGACCAGGAUCGGCAUGAUUGUCGCGAGCCAGCUCUUCGUCGUGCUGGCCGCGCUCCGCGGCGACAACGCCGAGAUGACGGCGCACUACCAGAACACGUGCAUGCUGGUCGGGCUCUGGCGCACCUGGGCGCAGACGCGCAUCCAUCGCCGCCGCGACAGGCACACCGUGCUCGCCGCCGACUCGGUCAUCUACGCCUGCUUCCGCGCCGACAGCCUCCUGCUGUUCCUCCAGCCGCCCGGCUACCGGUACCACUCGUACUGGGAGGGCUGCACCCUGCGCCUGCGCGACGACCCCUUCAUCUCCCUCACCGAGGCGUACUUUGAGCUCGAGCCCGUGUGGAACAACGUGGUCAAGGCCGCCGUCCACCCGGGACCCGAGGUGCCCGACUUCAUCACCGACGGCGGCGAGUUCACGCAGCACGUGCUGCACCACUACAAAGAGCGCAUCGCCAAGUGGGAGCGCAAACUCGACGCGCUCCGGAGGCAGCGCUGCGGCGGCGGCGGCGACGCGCAAGACGCACCGCGGCUGGCCGUGCUCGAGCUUCGUGCGGCCACGGUCAAGAUGCUGCUCUACACAUUCGCGCUCGAGGUGUCGGCGCUGUGCUGGGACACGUGCACGGCCGACUUUGGCAGGCUGCUGGACGGCGCGAAGCGGCUGAUGGAGAUGCGGUACGCCGCCGCGCGGCGCGAAGAUACGCCGUCGGUGACGACGGCGGUGGGCGACACGCCGGGACGCGCGGGCCGGCUGAUGGCGCUGUCGCCCAUGACCAACGAGACGCUGCAUCUCGUGGCGCGGCUGUGUCGCGCACCCGCGCUGCGUCGCCGGGCGUGCGCGCUUCUCGCGCACGACUACCAUCUGGCGCCGUCGGUGCACACGCUCGUCUACAUGCACCUGGCCGACGCGCAGAUGCGUCUCGAGGAGGCCGAGUGGCAACAGACGGAGCUGGGCGCGCGGUGCGGCACGACCAGGAUGGGCUCGGCGGCAUGCGAGUGCAGUCGUGCGCGCAGCUUCGUAUGCGAUGGCCACCGCGUGUACCAGACCGCGCUGGAGGACAUGACGGCCACGGGCGCCGUGCUGCUGCUGCGGACUGUGGACGGGUUUGCCCACAGUCGCCCGUGGAGAAGGCUUCCACUGGACUUUACUCUGCAGAAGAAGGAACUCGUUAGUUUGGCCGAGUUGUAA